Messenger RNA from Didymodactylos carnosus, 867 nucleotides. The record is from the annotation of a GenBank genome assembly. NCBI's taxonomy places the organism in Eukaryota, Metazoa, Rotifera, Eurotatoria, Philodinida, Philodinidae.
GAUAGUAUCACUUUUUCGUUAUUACACACGCUAAAACUGAUUACAAUUACUCAAAAACAUGAAACUGCUAUUGAAACUAAAUCUACGGGCACGGACAGUGAUCGAUUUUGGUCCAUACCUACUAUGUAAGAGAUUAUUUGAAGAUUGUUUAUUUUGUUAUCAGGUUUUGGUGACUUUGUCGCAUUACAAAAAGAACAAGCAUUAAGUACAAACCCACUCUAUGUUGUAUUAGCCAUGACAUUUAUUCUAUUUGGCCUCACCGUUGUUGCGUCAUCUAUGAAUUUACUCGUAUUACGAUUUUUAACAAUGAAUACAGAAGAUGAAAGACGAGAAGAAAUCGAAUCUCAAGUGAGAAACUCAUUAAGAUUUGAUAGUGAUAUAAUAACGGCUAAUGGUGAUUUACGAAUACUUGCUGAGCAUCUUGAAUAUUUAUCAAAUACAUCUGAUUCAAAACCAUGUAAUUGUUUUGGAUGUUUAAAAAGAAAGAAAAAACGCUAUACCGUAAGACGUUCUCCAGGCAAAAUUGCUCAUUUAAUUCCGUUACAACGAAUGGAUUCUAUAAUGACACGAACUCGUUUACGAGCAAAUACUGGACAACAAGGAUCAAUUCACGCUUCAGACGAAAUUCUACGUUUUGAUCAAUUUAACAAUAAUCAUAAUCAUUUUAAUCACAGCAACGUAUCUGCAUCAACAAAACUACCAUUAAUGCUACCAUCGUCAAAGCAUAUUUCAACCGAUAACCUUCUCCUACCAAACACUGCAUCAUCUGCUCAUUCAAUUAGAAAUGAUCGUCAGUCACCAGAUAUUUCACCACAAACACAUCUAGCAACAGUAUUGGCAAAGUUUCGUCAAAGAUCAUCAGUGUGA